Molecule: messenger RNA, 762 nt
Organism: Capsella rubella
Lineage: Eukaryota; Viridiplantae; Streptophyta; Magnoliopsida; Brassicales; Brassicaceae
Exons: 1
Coding region: 39-698 (219 amino acids)
Source: RefSeq, a predicted model, not a curated record
UGAGACGAAGGAACAAGAAGACCAGGAAUUGCGGUUAAAUGACUCUUGUUCAUCUGACAUCGCAUCUCAAUGGGUUUCAUUUGCUUAAUCCAUUACAAAGUCCGAGACUUUUGUCGCUGUCUCGAGUCUCUGUAUCGAUUUCACAUCGAACCCAGUUGCAAAGUUUGGUUCUUUGUGCAAAGAAGAGGAACAAAGGAGUUGGGUACAGAAGAAUCAUCACGAGGUUUCUCUUCAAUUCACUCUCUUUACUCUCCCCUGAUCUUUUACCUCAGCCGUUGGAUCUCGUCAUUGCUGAUUUGGGCGGCGUAGAUGGAGGAGGAGGAGGAAGAGGAGGAGGAGGGUUAGGGUUUUGGAGAGGAUGGGGAAGGUUUGAUGGAUGGAGAAGGAAACGUAACAGAGUACCAAUUUUGGUUUUUGUUUGUGUGGUUCUAUGGGUUUAUGGUUUCUGUAGAGUCUCUGGGAUAGAGGUUAAGAGUGAACUGGUUUUGAAGGUUUUAGGGGUUUGUUUAUUUGGUGUUACUAUGGUGAAAGAGUUGAAGAGAGAGGCUAGAUUUUUGGUGUUUGGGUUUCUUCUUUGUUUCAUUGCUUCAUUGGUUCUUGGAUUCAAGAGAGAGAGUUUUGUCAAAUUAGCUUCGAGAGUUAGAUCUUGUUCUUCAGUUCUUUGUAAUAAGAGAAGUCGUAGAAGAGUGUAUAAAUAGAGAGGAAGAAACUAUUGAUCUUGUUGUUUCCUCCUUAUCUUUCAAUUGAGAUUUUUUUUCUUAA